Amphimedon queenslandica is the source of this 2742-nucleotide messenger RNA. Its product is annotated as WD repeat-containing protein 34-like. Gene Ontology annotation, biological process: intraciliary transport. NCBI's taxonomy places the organism in Eukaryota, Metazoa, Porifera, Demospongiae, Haplosclerida, Niphatidae. Gene Ontology annotation, cellular component: cytoplasmic dynein complex; ciliary plasm. The transcript has 18 exons. The record is from RefSeq and is a predicted model, not a curated record. Gene Ontology annotation, molecular function: dynein light chain binding; dynein heavy chain binding. Bases 1 to 2649 code for a protein of 882 amino acids.
AUGGAGCUUUCAUUACUAAACUACACAGCAGAAAGAAUAGGAAUAGAUCCACCUGAAAUCUAUGCCGGUGAUAAUACACUAAGAGUCCUUCAAGAGUAUCAGUUCAAUUGUUCAUCUUCUAAUAUAACCAGUCUUGUAUUGGGCAUUAAUAUAAGGAGAAGCGGUGGAGAUCGUAAACUAUUUCCUGAUGUUCGAGUCUUUAGACCUAAUGGUAGUGGAUCAAAUACAUAUUCUCUAGUGACUGGUAGUGAGAGAACAAUUUAUUAUUCUACCUCUAAUGUCAAUGGAUACUGUGUCAAUAGUACCAAUUCAAUAAAUGCUUCAUUUAUUAAAGAGAAAGCACUUGAAGCACAAAGAUCACAAAGGAUUCCUGACAAAAGGCAAUUCCUUUAUCCAGAGGUUAAUUUCAAAUGCAAUGGAUCAGUUUUUAAAUGGAUUUUUGGAGGUAAAUAUAUCAAUCAGGAACCUCAGGAACAUAUUGAAUUACAAAUAUGGCGUAAAAUAGACGACAGUUACACUAAAAUAGGAUCUAGUAUAUUUAUUGCUAAUACAAUGAUUGGUACUAAUCUCUAUGAGUUUAUUCCUCAGACUCCACUGCAGUUCCAGGAAGGAGACAUAUUUGGCAUUUAUCAAGUUGAUAGGUUUCUCUAUGACCAAAAGUACAAUGGCCCAAGAAACUUACGCAGCAUUGGAACCCUCAACUCUCCUCCACAAACAAUUAGUACAAGAGAACUUGAAAAUGAUGGUAACGAUUUCCCAUUAGUCACUGUGGAAAUAAGUAAUAUGCCCACAAUUAGUGCACAACCAAAUAACAAAGUUCUAAUCACUAGUAUACCACUAACUGUCCUAUUUAUAUUAGCUGGAUUCAAUGGAGUGCUUACUGCUGUAUGCUUAAUUGCUAUAGCUGUCUAUUGCAUAACAAGAAAGAAGAAGGAAAAAACAAAUAGUGGGACUUCUUCAAAUGAGAAAAAAUUAAGAGCCUCUGAAAAUCUUGCUAAUUUUAAUUCUUUAUAUGACAAUCCAGAUGGUGAGUUGCCAAUUCCACGAACUCCUUUACCUCCAAUACCAAAUGAUGAUCCAGAUGUUAUUGUUGACCCAUACAAACAAUCUAAUGAAGGAAUUCAUGCAGCUGGACUAGUUCCUAUAGCUGUGUCUCCGACACAUACAAUUAAUAGUUCUUAUAGUACACUGGAUGGGAAUGAGCCUAAUGCUGACGGCUACUCAACUAGCGAGAUACUCACUUAUGAAGCUAGUUGCCAGUCACGUGACCAGUCUGAUAUAGAGGUUCAGACAGAUGAAGAGAAACAAGAAGAACGUCACCAUUACAUAGUUGAUAAUUCAGCAGAACUGAGAGAAUUUUUGAGAAGAGUAGAACCAAUGAUAAUGAAGGCUUUGGAUAGAAAUGUAAAGACACAUGCAUUUGAUGGGUAUAAAGCUGAAUGGGAGGAUGAAACUACAGGCACUAGUGUGAUACAUACUUUACAAUAUUCACCAUUUAAAGAUUAUCAAUGCACUAGUUUAUCAUGGAACACCACUGGCUCAGUCAUAGCAGUGAGUUAUGGCAAGUUUAAUCAUGAUGAUUGGUGUAGCCACAAAUCUGCUGUGUGUACUUGGAAUAUUGAUAGGAGGAGCAUAGAUCCCAAUAAACCUGAUGUCAUCAUCGAGUUACCUGUGUGCAUAAUGUCUCUUGCAUUUCAUCCAUCUUUACCAGCUAUCUUAGCAGUUGGAGCAUUUGAUGGAGGGCUGCACAUUCUAAACACUGGUAAUGAAAAUGACCCAAUUAUCAGUUCAUCAUCAGGGAUGGGUCACAAAGAACCCAUUGCUCAGUUGAAGUGGAUACUGAGGGAAGAAGAGGGACCAUACAGGGGAGACCAUCGUCUACUGUCACUGGGUAAUGAUGGAAUGAUCUUUGUUUGGGACUGGGACUCUCAAGGACGAGUAGUUGGAGUAGCCCCUGAGUCUAAACUGGUACCAAGUCAAGGACUGUCAUUAAGAUCAGCCAAUAUACCUAAUAAUUUGAGCAUUGCUAAGAGUAAUGCUGAAUUAGGAGGUACUUGUUUGUCAUUCUCGUGUGAAGAUAAAAGUGUUUUUGUUGUUGGUUGUGAAAAUGGUUCAUUGAUCAAGUGCUCUUUGGAUGAUCUCUCUUCUGUCUCAGGUGAUUGUGAUUUAUCUUCUUCAAUGCGUUAUGCCUUCAAGCCACACUCUGGUCCAGUCUACUCUCUCUCAUCUUCUCCUUUUCAUAGAAAUCUAUUCUUAUCUUGUGGCUUGGACACCACACUAAGACUUUACUCAUUACUUGAAUCCUCACCAUUACUGACCAUUGAGCCUGGGCGUGGUUACCUUUUUGCUAUCUGUUGGUCUCCAACUUGCCCUGUACUGAUAUCACUUGGAACAUCACAUGGAGAACUCCUGUUAUACAAUAUAGCUACUAGUCAUAUUACCCCACAAGCCUCAAUUCAGAUUUCUGACCAGAGAGCUCCAAUAUAUUCCAUUGAAUAUAAUAUCAAGCAGCCGAAGCUAGUUGCAGUAGGGGAUGGUUGUGGUGUUGUCAAAGUUGUAAGGUUAAGCUCUGAAUAUACUCAACAAAGUGAUGGACAAAUGGAGUUCUUGUCCAGUCUGGCCAAGGAGACCCUUGGGUUUAUGAUAUGAGGAGAACUAGAGCUCUCAUUCAUCGUAUUAUUUUUUAUUACGUGACAUGAUCUUUAACACAACUUUUAAACAUUGCUUUUAUCUUGAACUAAA